This is a messenger RNA of Porites evermanni, 837 nucleotides long. Lineage: Eukaryota; Metazoa; Cnidaria; Anthozoa; Scleractinia; Poritidae. The record is from the annotation of a GenBank genome assembly.
AUGGACUCAUACAAGAUCGAUGGAGUAAGCCUACUCUUGAAUAUAGAGUUUUCUGAAGAGGGAAUCCGUGUAUGGAGAGCGUAUGGCGUACGAACCGGAAAGCUGAUAUCGCAGAUACCUGAGGCUCCAUUAUCAACCAGGCUACCAUCCUUGGUAGUACGCCAGGCGCACCCAAGCUCAUUCUCAUUGGGUGUAAAAAGACAAGCACAUGGAGUGCAUCCGAGUGGUAUCCGCAGCACUGACAAUAAGACCGAAACUGAAGAAGAGCACUCAGCAUCGCGUGAUGCACUGUUCACGUCUCUUGAGGAAGGUUGUACACAGACAUUCCUAAGGCACACCUCCAUGAUGCAGGACUUGGAUUGUGAAACACAUAAGCGCGCUUUAGAGAACAAGACAUUCUUUGACAAAGCUGCCCAACAAUAUGCAGAACAACUCGAGGGGCAAGCCAUGGUGGUGCCAGUGGUCAGCACACGAGCAGGUCACACAGAGAGCCAACCCAUGGGCUGGGCACUCAAGCCACGUGCUACACGGAGGACUAGGUUCACGGCAAACCAAAAGUCGUAUGUAACUACAAAGUUUAAGCUUGGAGAGCAGACUGGAAGUAAGGCAGAUCCUGCAGCUGUUUCAAGAUCAAUAAUGUGUGCAAAGGAUGCAACUGGAGAUAGAUUGUUUUCAAGCGAUGAGUUUCUUACAGCAACCCAAAUAGCUGGCUUCUUCUCACGCCUUGCUUCAAAGAAAACUCUCGAGAAUGACGAUCAGGAAAGUGUAGAGGUCGCUGCACAUGAGGCCUGUCUAGCAAGUAUUGUUAAUGAGGCUGCGGGUGAGAUUGCGCCUUAA